AUGAUGUUCUGGAUUGUUUCUCUGGUAGCAAUCAUUUUGCAUUUCAGUUCUGCACAGACCAAACCUGAAUCACAAGGUUAUUGUGCACCAUAUAAUGGGCAGAUUUGUAAAAAAUAUUUAACUGGAAUUGGAAAAGUAUGGUUCAAUGAUUCCAAUGACAAUCCUGGAGGAUGGUUGAAUGAACGUAUUACAACUAAUUUAUGGGAGGAAUUGAUACAAAGACUUGUUGAACCAUGUCGUUCAGCUGCAGAGAAAAUGCUAUGUAUGUAUGCCUUUCCACAAUGUCACAACUCAGUUGGUCUACCAUUAUGUUAUGAAGAUUGUAUGGCAGUACGUCUUGAAUUCUGUUUUAAUGACUGGGCAAUGAUAGAAGAUAAUAAACAGAGGGAUAUUUACAUCAGAUCAAGGGGACAUUUUACAUUACCUGAUUGUGAAUCAUUGCCAAAAGUAGUUAAGGGAAAAGUGACUUGUUCUCACAUUCAUUUGACUGAUAUGAAUGAAGACCUUGUUACAUAUGACUGUGUCAGAGGAAAUGGUAGAUUUUACAUGGGUAAAGUAAGUAAGACAAAAUUAGGCUUGGACUGUCAGUCAUGGAAUGCACAAAUACCACAUAGUCAUGAUAGACCACCAGAUGUCUUCCCUCAGAUUCGUUAUGGAGAAAAUUAUUGUAGAAAUGCAGGUGGAGAUGAACCAAUGCCAUGGUGUUUCACCAUGGAUACUAAUAUACGAUGGCAACAUUGUGAUAUUCCUAUAUGCGAUAAUGUAACAAGUAAAGUACUGGAGGUUGACCCAAAAGACUUAGUAAUGGAUACUCUAUUUACUCCAAUGUUUAUAUUAAUAUUGUCUUCAUUAGGAUUUGUAAUUAUAACUGGAAUUCUAUUAUCCAUUAUUUUAAGUCACAGACUUCACAAGCGACAUCAAGGAUAUAAUAACCCCACAGAUAAUCAGUGUGUUAGUAUUGAUUUGGACAAACUACCAAGCAACGACGCUUACCACAAAACGAGCGCACAGCUGAAUCCAAAAUUGGAAAAGCUUGAAUUUCCGAGGAACAAUAUCAUUUACGUUCGGGACUUGGGACAGGGCGCUUUUGGUCGAGUAUUUCAAGCAAAAGCGCCUGGUCUCGUCCCUGGUGAAGAAUUCACCAAUGUCGCUGUAAAAAUGUUAAAAGAGGAAGCGUCAGAAGAUCUGCUUAAGGACUUUGAACGAGAAGCAUGCCUCCUUGCCGAAUUUGAUCACCCAAACAUCGUUAAACUAUUAGGUGUGUGUGCUUUAGGUCGACCAAUGUGUCUCCUCUUCGAGUACAUGGGUCGUGGUGAUCUGAACGAAUUUCUACGAUCAUGUUCGCCGGGGAAUUAUAUCAUUCGAAGUUUAGAAAAGGACGAACACUUCACGGACUCGCGUCUGUCGCACAUGGAUUUAAUUAACAUAGCUCUCCAAGUAGCGUCAGGAAUGGUAUACCUGUCGGAUAGGAAAUUCGUUCAUCGAGAUCUCGCGACGAGAAAUUGUUUGAUCAACGACCAAAUGAUCGUGAAAAUAGCGGACUUUGGUUUGUCGCAGAAGAUCUAUCUGCAAGACUAUUACAAAGGUGACGAACAAGACGCCAUUCCAGUUAGAUGGAUGCCUCUAGAAAGUAUAUUGUACAAUAAGUACACAGUCGAGACCGACGUAUGGGCUUUCGCGGUGUGCUUAUGGGAGAUAUUUAGUUUUGCGCUUCAGCCUUAUUACGGAAUGACACACGAGGAGGUUGUAAAAUAUAUUAAAGAGGGCAACGUGCUUCAGUGUCCAGAAAACACUCCGCUAGCGGUAUACGAUCUGAUGAAACUCUGUUGGAACAGAAGACCGUCGGAUAGACCCACUUUCAGAACGAUUUAUAAUACUCUGGAUACUAUAAAAAACAAUUUGGAAGCAGAGAAUAAGUCGGAUAGUGUACCAUUGCGUAUUCUCGUGUGAGUCUGAUAAUAAUUUAUCCAUGGAAGGAUUAGGGGG
This is a messenger RNA of Habropoda laboriosa, 1986 nucleotides long. It is a transcript of the gene Nrk, whose product is annotated as tyrosine-protein kinase transmembrane receptor Ror2. Lineage: Eukaryota; Metazoa; Arthropoda; Insecta; Hymenoptera; Apidae. Gene Ontology annotation, molecular function: protein binding; ATP binding; transmembrane receptor protein tyrosine kinase activity. Gene Ontology annotation, biological process: cell surface receptor protein tyrosine kinase signaling pathway; positive regulation of kinase activity; protein phosphorylation. Bases 1 to 1950 code for a protein of 649 amino acids. The record is from RefSeq and is a predicted model, not a curated record. Gene Ontology annotation, cellular component: signaling receptor complex. The transcript has 6 exons.